UUAGUUUCAUUUUGACAUCGGACUCGUUCGGUUUGUUGCAGUUAAUUUCUCCACUCCGUGUGUUUACCUGAAAAUUAGUGACUUCUCUAUUUGUUUUGUGCCUACACCGACGAAAUCGUCCCAUUUCCGCCCUGCCGAGAAGAAAGAAUUAUGCCCCAACCCACAGAAAUCACCGUCACAUCUCCAUCACAGAACUUGUUAGCAAGAGCUCAAUAUGAUAAUAUAGCAGAUUCCCCGGAUGAAUUGGCGUUUCGGAAAGGAGAUAUCUUAGUGGUUCUUGAACAAAACACCAAUAACAUUGAAGGGUGGUGGUUGUGUUCUUUGAGAGGAAGACAGGGAAUCUGCCCAGGAAAUAGAUUACGUUUAAUUCCUGGAGUAUACGAAGACACGGGUCAAAGCAGAGAACCCUCCCCCCAAUUGACGGAUAUCCACGACAUCAAUUCCCUUCAGAAGCAAGGAAAGCGUAGAAGCUGGCACGUACAGCCAAACAAGGUAUUAACACCAAAACGUUUCAACGACGUCUAUCUUUACGACAUGCCCCAAUCGAGAUGUUCCCCAUCAAUGAUGACUUCAAACAUCAGUCCUAGAGAUCAAAGUAACGACUACGACAUUCUUCCAAAUAGACCACCGGUUCCGGUUCUUGAUAGAACAUCCUGUCCACGUUGUUCUCCAGCACCAUCUUGCACAUCCCCCGUAAUGGAUAGUUACGACGUCCCCCGCCCGCUUUUUCACCAUCAAAAUCAAUUAACACCAUCAAGUUCUGCAAGUUCAUUAACAGCGGAUUCUUUUAGUUCAUCAAAUCGAAGCAGCGUUGCAAACAUGCCUGAUUACGACAUACCCCGUCCGUUAAAUAAUAGGGGUCCGAUGUUGUUGUUGCAACCCUCUUCUUGUCAAGUCUAUGACGUCCCGCAAAGUCAACAACAAGUUAAAGAGUUACCUUUAGAGUUAACUUCGGCUUUGGAGACUUUGGAUAAAUUACAAGGCGAAACGAAAAGUGCUGUUUCAAGAUUGUUGAGUUACGUAGUUCCCGAAUGGAGGCAAAUGGGAAAGUUGGAACAAAAUUUGAUGGAAAUAAGAUUAGCCGUUGAGAGAUUGAGGACUUCUUUGCAUGAUUUAGCGGAGUUUUGCGAAGGGGCUUUAGGAAACGCUACAAAAGCCACCGAUAAAAAUUUACCGGCGAAAUUAUCCCCUUUAGUUGUCGCUUUAAGAAGUUCUGAUAAACUGGUGAAUGAAGCAGCCGAUAAAUUAAACCAAAUCGAUUGGUCUUUACACGUUUUAGCAAGAAACAACGAAAACGAAAAAUCUUACAAACCCGACGAACUCGAACAACUCAUCGCGUGCUCAAAAGCUUUAACAGACGACGUACGACAAGUCGCUUCUUUUAUUCAAGGAAAUAGCACGUUAUUAUUUAAAAAAGAUACAAUUAUCGAAUGGACCGAAGAUUACGAUUACGUUAGUUUAGAAUCAAAAGAGGCGAAUACAAAGAAACACGCCGAAAUUCGCGAGGCUCUCCCUCCAAAACUACAAAAAGGUUACGACACAUUAAUCAAAAACGUUAAUGAUUUAUCAUUAAACAACGAUCGACCUAAUUUGGAUCACGAUGAAAAACAAAUUUUACAAUUUUUCGCCACUCAAGCGAUCACGCAUCAUAAUUAUUUAACGCAAGCGAUCGAUGCUUUUCUUCAAACCGUCGAGCAUAAUCAGCCGCCUAAAGUGUUUUUGGCACACGGUAAAUUCGUCGUAUUAAGUGCUCAUAAAUUAGUUCAUAUCGGAGAUACGGUACAUCGAAAUAUUUCGCAAAACGAUUUGAAAAAUCAAGCGUUGAAUUGUGCGAACACUUUGUACGAAGCUUUAUCGACGAGCGUUCGUAAAACGAAAGAGGCAGCUCAACAAUUUCCUAGCGUAACGGCUGUUCAAGAAAUGGUUGAUUCGAUCGUUGAUAUUUCCCAUUUGGCUAGGGAUUUGAAAUUGUGUUUAGUUCAAGCAGCAAGUUCUUAAAAAAAAA
Messenger RNA from Onthophagus taurus, 2005 nucleotides. RefSeq names its product Serine_rich_CAS and FAT-like_CAS_C domain-containing protein p130CAS (gene p130CAS). Gene Ontology annotation, molecular function: protein binding. The record is from RefSeq and is a predicted model, not a curated record. Gene Ontology annotation, biological process: cell migration; cell surface receptor protein tyrosine kinase signaling pathway. Gene Ontology annotation, cellular component: plasma membrane; cytoplasm. Lineage: Eukaryota; Metazoa; Arthropoda; Insecta; Coleoptera; Scarabaeidae.